Molecule: messenger RNA, 468 nt
Organism: Colletotrichum gloeosporioides
Lineage: Eukaryota; Fungi; Ascomycota; Sordariomycetes; Glomerellales; Glomerellaceae
Exons: 3
Coding region: 1-468 (155 amino acids)
Source: RefSeq, a predicted model, not a curated record
AUGGCCCUCGAGGCCUUCAACUUCGUCUGGGCCUUCUCGACUGAAGACUUUCCAACACCCACGCCUUCACUUUCUCCGAGGCGUCGGAUAUCAGCCACAACGUUCCUCUGGGUGGGCUCCGGCGCCAGGAGCUCCGACCUUCCUGAGCACGCAGUUCGCGUGUUCCCGAGUCUCCAAGUGCUCAACCGGGUGCCUCCUCAAUUUCCUCACGAGACUUUCGAACACCCAAGACAUCGGCACCCCGUACGAUCGAUUCUCGGUGGCGGCCGCAUCUGCCACCUACCCCAUCGAACGACGGCCCUGAUAUGGGCAAUCACUACCCUUGUCAGACAUUUGAUCCUCCGGUUGCCCGUUGCAACCGCUGACGACGCGGAGGAUAAUGUUUUCGAGAUCAGCAAGAAGACAAGAUUCCCCGGUGCGAACAGUAUCUUCGCGACCUACUACAAGUCGAUUUGCAGUGUCUUUUGA